Molecule: messenger RNA, 345 nt
Organism: Trypanosoma conorhini
Lineage: Eukaryota; Euglenozoa; Kinetoplastea; Trypanosomatida; Trypanosomatidae
Product: protein disulfide isomerase
Exons: 1
Coding region: 1-345 (114 amino acids)
Biological process (GO): protein folding
Cellular component (GO): endoplasmic reticulum
Molecular function (GO): protein disulfide isomerase activity
Source: RefSeq, a predicted model, not a curated record
AUGGAGGGGGUGGUGGAGCUGGAACCCGCCAACUAUGGCCAAGUCAUUGGCCAAUCAAAAUAUGUCUUUCUGGAGUUCUACGCCACGUGGUGCGGCCACUGCCAGAAGUUUGCGCCCGUGUUUGCCAGGCUGGCGGUACUGGUGCAGCAGGAUGCGACGCUGAGGGACAAGGUCAUUCUAGGCAAGAUGGAUAGCGGGCACAUCCGAGAACUUGCGUCGGACUUUGGGGUGACCGGUUAUCCCUCCCUCUUUUUGGUGCAACCGUUUCAGAAGAUGGGGUUUUUGUACAAAGGCUGGCGAACCGACGACGCGAUGAUGGACUACCUAAGAGGGGCUGUCAAGUAG